AGUAGCUGGUUAUUAGGUACCACUGGAAAAGGCUCACCGGGUUUCUGCUGGAACAAGCAAUAACUUACUUUAUGAGGUCCGAGCUUUCCCUCAAACCUUUGGCUUCUCAUGAACUGCAACUUCAAGAACCUUACAGAAAGCAAUCAUAAUCCAAGACUUCACAAUUAAAAAUGCUUCACAAUUUUUGAUCAAUAACUUACUACCAACAGCACUAACUAAAGUCAAAGUUCACAAGAUGUCUACUCCAGCAGCCAAACGUCGUCGAAUUGAAGCUGCAAAUACUCUUCAAAAACCCUUCCGCUCACCAUUCAAGACACCCUUCAAAUCACCCCUCAUUAAAGCCCCUCCAAACACUCGCGCUUCUACUGCCGCCUCAGCAACCUCUACUCCUCUAUCUUCCAAGACUUCAAUUUCCUACCCGGUCGUGAGCAUUCCAUCUCGAAAUACAGUGACACGCGUCAAGAAAUCUUUCACAUCACCGAUUUCCCCAGCGGUUCUUAAUGCCGAUCCAGAUAUUGCGCCACUACUCAAAGAGCAAAGAGAAUUGGAGAAACAACUGAAGGCAGUCAAAGAAGAAUUAGACAUGGCAGAACAGGCGAAGAAGAUUGAGAGGGAUAGUAAAGCUAAAGAUAAGGAUGGAAAUGGAGAGAUUGAUGGAGAGUUAAUAGAACUGUGUGAGAAGUGGAAAGGAGCGAGUCGAUUAGCAGCAGAAGAGUUGUUUGGAAAGGUUAGAGAUAGGGUUAAUAGGUACGUCACUCUACUCUUGAGGUUACAGGGCUUGUGCUGAUGGGGUUUGAUGGAGUAGAAUGGGUGGACCAAGAGCUUGGAAGGAAAUGCAAAAGAGACAACAGGAGUAUCAAAAUAAUUGGGAUCAGGAUGAAGCAAACAACAAUAACAAUGCCGAUUCUGAUGACGAUGACGAGGAUGGUAAGGUCAAAGAGAAACGAGAUAUUUAUGCAGAGUAUAGCAUUGAUCCUGAGACGGAGAAUGAAAAAGCACAGAGAGCUCCAGGUCUUGGUGAUACUGGAGAGAAUCCUGGAGAGGAAGAUGUAAGUUUUUUUAUGGUUGACUUGAUCUACUACUGAUACAGUACAGGAAUUCACAAUGGCAAUGAUGCUGAGAACAUUAAAUGUGGAUUUGGCAGUAAUUGGGUAUGAUAGGGAGCAACAAAGAUGGAUCGAUUGAGUGAUUGAUGGCCGUUUCGCAUAUUCACAUGAGCAAAUAGUUGUUGCUUAACAGACACGACCAAAAUGUUGUUAAUGGCAUCUUGUAAGAUCAUUUUUUAUGUAACAUUGCCUUGGUGUAGCUAAAGACCACCGUGAGUAGAGGGUAGAAUAUUUCCCUAUUAUGAAUGGUUACCCAUUCUUGGCUGAACUAUGCUACAGGAGAGUAGGGAGUAAAUCUGCCAGUUUCAGUCUGCAAAGAAGUCAGAAACAAGGUGAAUGAGAUGAGGUAUUAGCCAGAGCAAAGCCUUCAGCAGUGUUGCCAGAUGUGUGCUAUCUUCAAGAUAUUAGAACACCAUUCUUCUUUCUUAAUAAACUUCCGGAGUUCAAAGGGUGUCUCCCACAAUGAAAGUAUGACAUCGAGA
Messenger RNA from Sclerotinia trifoliorum, 1588 nucleotides. NCBI's taxonomy places the organism in Eukaryota, Fungi, Ascomycota, Leotiomycetes, Helotiales, Sclerotiniaceae. The record is from the annotation of a GenBank genome assembly.